UCGAGGAAGGCUUCAAGUAGGGAUGUUGCUUAUCAGGCCCCGACUUAACCCCGGCCAGUUGACUUCCACAUAUAUCCACCUUCCUCUUCUCCUUGAGCUGGAUCCUAUAAUCCUAUCUCAAAUUCUCAAUCUCAUUCGAUACAUCCACUCCUAUCUUCUUCCUCUCCAUCGAUCUAUUCUUCUUCGUCGCGAGUUCUUCGUUAAUUCGUGGAGAUCAUAUGCAAAUUACAUCCAUCUAGUUCUAGUUGCAGCCAAGAUAAUAGAUAGAGAGAUAGGGUUAGCUGCUAGCAGAUGUUCUCGGCGGGGGAUGAUUCCGGAGCAAGCCCAUACUUCCAGCAGCUGUUCGACCAUGGCGACCUCGGCGGCGCCGACGGCAUUGGCGCGUUCGCCGGCGGCGGCGACGCGCAGUGCCAGGCGCUGCUUUACAACCUGUCGGUGCUGAGGGAGAAGGUGCGGUUGCUGCACCCGCUCGUGGGCCUCGCCGUCCACGGCCGCGGCGGCGUGGCCGUGGCAGCCGACGCCGGCGCCGUCGUCCAGGAGAUCGUCGCCGCCGCGUCCUCCAUGAUGUACGCCUUCCAGCACCUCUGCGCCGUCAGCGACGCAGCUAUGCAGGCACAGGACAGCGUCGCGGCCGCCGCUGGCCGUGCUGCCAGCAACAACGCCGCCGGCAUGGCAGCAGCAGCAGCCGGCUGCAGCGACCAGCAGCUGCAGGCACUGGAGGAGGACCACGAAGCAGCUACCAUGCAGCAGUGGGCCCACGGCGGCUUCUACGACGACGACGGCACCAGCGGCAGCAAGCCGUCGGCGGCGACAGCGCAACAAGAAGCGCCGGCGCCGGCGCCGGGGACGAAGACGAGGAUCAUCGAGCUGGACGCGGCAGAGCUGCUGGCCAAGUACACGCACUACUGCAAGGUGUGCGGCAAAGGGUUCAAGCGCGACGCCAACCUGCGCAUGCACAUGCGCGCCCACGGCGACCAGUACAAGUCCAAGGCAGCCCUCAGUGCCGUCGUCUCCAGCUCCGGCGCUUCCUCCUCGCCGGCGGCCAUGGCGGCGAGCAAGUACUCGUGCCCGCAGGAGGGGUGCCGGUGGAACGUGCGGCACGCGCGGUUCACGCCACUCAAGUCGGUCAUCUGCGCCAAGAACCACUACAGGCGGAGCCACUGCCCCAAGAUGUACGCCUGCAGCCGCUGUGGCCGGAAGCAAUUCUCCGUGCUCUCCGACCUCCGCACCCACGAGAAGCACUGCGGCGACCGCCGGUGGCUCUGCUCCUGCGGCACCACCUUCUCGCGCAAGGACAAGCUCGCAGGCCACGUCUCCCUCUUCGCCGGACACCACCCUGUCGUCGUCGGAGAAGGCGCCAGGCAAUGUAAGAUCGAUCGAUCGUCGUUGGCGAACUCCGACCAGCUGCUCGGGAACUGCACCACCAGCGCCGGCGACGGCUUCUCCAUUACAUGACCGAUCGCUAUGCCAGAAUACCCCUCUAGUGAACCCCCUCCAGUUGUGGUUCGUCCGGGCCAAAGACAUUACCAUUACUGGAGGCCGUUUGGAGGCAUGCAUCCCCGCCGAACACCUGUGGCGGUGGUAGGGAACGUGCCCACGAAUUAUUUGUGCAGAUAUAGUAGGGCUAGCUGGUAUGAUACAGCAUGCUAGCAUGGAUUAAUGUGAUGGAUCAUUCUCUGAUAAUAUGCACAUAAGGUAAAGUUGUCUGUUGUCAUGUAGACUUAAUUUCAUGUGCUGAGGAUCGGAGCACCAACUAAUAUGCAACUGUUUUUUUGAAAGAUUUUUUUUUUUGAAAGAAACUAAUAUGCAACUGUUGGUAGUAGUGAAACGAUCAAGCUAUUAA
This is a messenger RNA of Brachypodium distachyon (stiff brome), 1843 nucleotides long. RefSeq names its product protein SENSITIVE TO PROTON RHIZOTOXICITY 2. The record is from RefSeq and is a predicted model, not a curated record. NCBI's taxonomy places the organism in Eukaryota, Viridiplantae, Streptophyta, Magnoliopsida, Poales, Poaceae. Bases 292 to 1455 code for a protein of 387 amino acids. Gene Ontology annotation, biological process: response to aluminum ion; response to acidic pH. The transcript has a single exon.